AUGCACAAUAUCCGACAAAAUUGCCAGAAGGGUCCGUUGGAUGUGGCGGCGAAAACAGGCCCUGGGGCUCGCUGCCCCUUUUCUAUUAGCAUUGAGCCACCCUCGCCCCACUCUAGUGCCACUGCUUCUCCCCAUUAUGAACAGGGUUCAUCUGGAGACCAGUCUCCUAAGUUCCAGGGUAGUAAGGGUGGUGCCAGUUUCAACAGUGACUCGGAUGAUGGUGUUGACGCAAGCGUAUUGUGUCCCCACUACGACGAGCACCACAAGGGAAAGCAUUACAAGCAGUUCUUGAGGCAGAAAGCAGCUGAGGCUCAAGCGAUUAAAGAGACUGCUCGUCCCCCCCUUUGGAGAGUACCUAUUGUUAGGCAGCCCCUUCCUGUAAGCGUGGAAGAAUUCAAUUCAGCAGAACCCCAAUACGCAAAGUUUGUCAAGGCUCUAUGGUCGCACGCUAGAACCACAGUUGAAGACAAAGAAGCAGCUGAGGACUUCGCACAGUCCCCAAUGGGCCAGGGUAAGGUCCCCGAGCGCUGCCGAGAGCUCGACCAAGCGGGAUGGAGGCGGGGCGCCCUUAUGGAGCAUUGCUGGGAAGACCGGCCUGGAGCUGUAGGCAGACCGCUGAGUCCUACAAUUAUUCGGCAGGGUCCUUCUUGGCUAGUAGAUGCUGAGGGUUAUGAUGGACCGUACGGUUCAGCCGGUGACCUUCGGUCAAAGGGCAUGGCGUAUGAAAGCCGGUUCCAGCUCCCGACCCUCUCCUCCCUCAUGAAGGCUAAACACGCGGUUUUUGUCAAAGCAAAGGACCCGAGAAAAGCUCGAAUUGCCUCUCAAAGGCAGACUGCAUCGGCGCGGCGGAGCAGACAGCCCCAGCGCCUAGGCGCCGGGCGUUGCCAAUCCUCUCCUCCUCAGCUGAAGUCCCCCACCGACCCGUCAGAGAGCCGGCCGCUACAGCAACAACAGCACCAGCUAACUCCUGCGGCUCUCACGCCAUCUUUCUUAAAACCUCCCUCCCCACCGGUGUCUCCGGACUCUAGUAUGCGCAAGGGUCAGCAUGGAUCGCCAAGGGGAAGUAUGCCUCGCAGUCCCAGGACCUCUGCACCGUCGUCUCCCGCCGGUUCCCCCAGAAGGAGAACGACGGAAAUCAGGAGCCCCAAAAGCCCAUUGAGCGGACAAAAAAAGAAUGAGAGUGCGGGGGAGAGCAGCUGGACUGUGCAGAUUAGAGGAAAGGGAAAGUACCAGUAUCCAUUGAGCUACAUUCGGUGGAAGCGAGAGCGGAGGCGCAUGAGAGAAAGACUCAGAAGACUUCGAGCUGGCGAGAUAUUCACAAGUGACAGACCAAACGAGAGCUGCACAGACUGUGAGAACCCUAAUCUUUGCUGGGACCCACAGCCACUGACGGAACACUUGCAUGCUGUCCGCAGCUUCGGCUCUGCGCCAGAGGACGACGCCUCUUCAGGUACCGAUAUCAGCUCCUCCUCUGACGGAAGCAGCAGCACCGGCACUAGCAACAGCGGCAGCAGCAGUAGGAGCUGCAGCUCUUCCCGUGAGGACGAAGGGACUCAACAGUAUAGACUGCGUACGGCUGCUUGUGCGAACUCCUCCCCGUCUUCCCCGUUUACGCCUUCCGGCGCAGGCGUCGUGCCCCCCCCACCUGCACUGUAUCCAUUUGCUGGGGCGUUAUCAGGAGUUGCUGUUGGCAGCUAUCUUCAUACACCUUCUGGGUUGCCGUACACGCCCGUUCUUCCAGGACUUCUACAGACUUCUCAGGGCAACUUAAGCCCAGGGGUACCUCUCCGUUCGAGUGGCAGCAUACAACAGCAAGCACCAUGGCUUGUGCCUAGGCACAACAUCGCAGGGGCUGCUCUCACGUUAACCCAGCCCGGCAUUGCACUGCCUGCACUUCAACAUCAGCAUACCUUGCUGGGACGGCAGCAUGUUCAACAGGGACAGCUCCUGGGGCACCAGCUGCAGCAAUUACAGCAGACACUGCUGCAUCAACCGAUUCAACGGAGCUGUUUGGCGGUACAGUUUCCAGGGACAGGUGCCAUGUACCAGACGGUAGCCGUGCAGCCGUCUCAGUCUGUUUGCUUUGAACACCAGCAACGGCAACAGAGGCAGGAAUAUGGAAUGCAGCAAGAGGAGCAGAAGCAGCAAAAGGAUUUCACAAGCGAGUACCCACAGAAAAGAGGUCGCCUCCUUCCGACAGGCCAGGACGGAGUUGUCAAUUCACGAGAAGUACGGGACGGAUGGAAUAUCAGGGAGGCGUCUAUCUCUCGGUCGAGACAACACUAUGACAGCAACAAGACACACGCGCGAUAUCGCAGCGAACCGCCACCGGCAAGACCCCGCCCAGGGAUAAGUUACCAAGAUCCCCUUUUGGCUUCAAAUGCUUCUGCACCACAACGUAUUCUCAGCUCAGCUGCCAUCCCGGCGACCCAAGGAGGGUGGAAUGUGCUAGACCAAGCCCCACCGCAAGCAAUGCUAACGCAACCGCUAACACAGCCCAUGGUAAACACUCCAUCACAGCUAGUGUUUGGGAACCCUCAGUUGGUGUCAACCGGGUCGACAGUGGUUCAAGUUGUCCCUCAGUUGGUGCAGGAGCCGCCUAACGUACUUAAGGGAACGUUGCAGAUGGUUCAAGGAGCAACCGUACCUGCAGUACUCAGCGGGUCACCUUCAUUGGUGUCAGCAGGAACUCAACAGACAUCAAGGACUAGACAACAAGUGCACCCUGGACACCCUUGGGUUUUGUGUGGAGCCGGUGGAUUGCAGCGGCAGCAGCAUUUGGAACCUGCUGCUACUAGCCAGAGGAGUGCAUCGUGCAGCCCUACGGGGCUUUCUGUGGUUGGAGCGCCCCUUCCACUUCUGCCUCCGCAGCAGACUCCAAUUGUAGUUGGACAGCUACGCCAGCAGCCGGUCUUGGUGCCGCAGCCGCAGCAGCUGUCCAACCGUAUUCAGCAGCAGCAAGCUGUUGUGAUAAACAAGCAGGGGCAGCCUGUUGUGGUACAGUGGCAGCAACAGCAACCGCUCGUGAUACAGCAGCAACAGCAGAAACCUCUCGUGAUACAAAUGCAACAACAACCGCCGCAGUCUGGUACGAUGCACCAGAAGCAGCAAUCGCCACAGCAGAAUGCCACUCGUUUACCUCAGCAGCCACCAACUGCCACAAUCGUGAUUCAGCAACAGCAACCUCCGAUUGUCACGCUGGAGGAGCAGAAGCCUGCGACUAAAUCAACACCCGAAGAGAAACCAAAGACUCAGUGGCUGUGGAGCUGCAAUAUCGAUUGCGGGGCCCAGUGUGAUGGAGGCAGCCACUCGACUAGCCGCGGGUCACGGCAGAAGCAGCAUCCACCGCAGCCGCAUCCAAGACAAAAACAUCAACCACCGCAGCGUCUACUACGAACCCAAGAGGCGGAGCCAGCUCCACCCGAAGAUGCUUCUACGGAGGCACAUCCAAGCUUAAUUCCCACUGCUGCAGCAGUUCCUCUUGCUGAAUCAAGACAGUGUGCAACAGCGCAUCAACUUUGCCACACCCCCAAGCUCCCUUCUGGGAGUGAUGGCACUAAAGAAGCACUGCAAGAUCCUUCACAAGCUUGCAUGUAUCUUCAGCCAUUACAACAGCAGUUGCAUCCUGUCUCCCCGAGGAGGCCGCAAGGACCGCAGCAACAACACAAGCUGCGCACGCCGACAGCGUUGUCCACAAGCAGCCCCAUUCCAUUUGCGUCCGCUUCCCCAGUCACCCAGAACAUAUUCGCGUCAAGUAGACCGCUGCAAAGCCAGAUUUAUCAGCAGCAGCAGCCUCCCCGAGAGUACAGGCAGUCCCCGUGCUGUCAGCCACACAGAGAGGAAAAUGCAGCUCAGCGUGAGCCGCCCUUCAAGUAUUUGCCCUUUACAUUUAUCUCGGCAAAACGGAAUAUCGCCUGUGGGAUGGGAAAGAGAACAAGCUUGAAGGAACCGCCGGCUGCUGUUUCCCCACGGAUUCAGCAGCUGCAGCAAACCCCAGAUCCCUGCGGCACAACUGGGGUGGCUCAGGCAAUGAUUGAGACGGAAAAUAUACGGAAGAGAAACAAGGGUGGAAGUGUUUGA
Molecule: messenger RNA, 4080 nt
Organism: Eimeria maxima
Lineage: Eukaryota; Apicomplexa; Conoidasida; Eucoccidiorida; Eimeriidae
Exons: 2
Coding region: 1-4080 (1359 amino acids)
Source: RefSeq, a predicted model, not a curated record